CGCGUAGAUGCCUGCUCUAAAUGAAAAUCGACAGGAAAAAUGUUAGAUAUUAUUAUAAAAAUCUGGACUUUGGUUUUAAAUACGUCCUUUCACAUAUUGGAAAGAGCAGAAACUAUUAAGGAAGCAGAUGAUGUUCAUCACACCAACUUUAAAAGUCUUCCUUUAGAGGACAAAUGCAGAUGGAGUAGAGACCAACAAAGCUGAAGAUGGAGAGCUGAUGGAAGAGGAGGGAGAGAUGGAUGACAACUGGUUCCCAUUCGCUGUUGUUACAGUGAAAGCUGAAGAUGAGGAAAUACCUCAGUUAUCAGAGCUUCAUCCCAUUACAACUGAAGACCAUAUAGAGCCAGAUGCUGCAGCCAGGAGCUCAGCUGCACAGAUGCAUUCGAAACUGCAUUCAGAUGGGGACCAGCAGCUGUUGGCGAUUAACAGAGCGGCUCCCAGUUUGCUCCAAGUCUCCAGUUCUGACCAGUUGAACUCAGAGCUCAUCAGGAUAAAGAAAGAAGAGGAAGAGCUGUGGAUUGUAGAUGAGGAAAAACCUAAUUUAUCAGGGCUUCAUCGAAUUAAACCUGAAGACAAAAGAGAGACAGAAGCUCCACCCAUCAGCUCAGCUGAACAGAUGGAAACAGAACCUGGUAGUGAGGACAGUGAAGGACCAGAACCGAACGAUACUGAUUUGAAAUUACUCACAAUAACUCAGACAGAAGGAGAACAUAGCUCCCAUCUUUGUGAUGGAUUUAAUGAGAAGGGUUCUCUUCAGACACAAGAGACAGUUCAAACUCAAAAAAGAAUAUACGCCUGUGACAUUUGUGGAAAGAGAUUUCAAAGACGUGAAACUCUUAAGAACCACAUGAGGAUCCACCCCACAGAAAGACAGUUUAUCUGUAGCGUUUGCAGUAAAGCCUUUUCAAGACAGGAUCAUCUGAAGAGUCAUAUGCGAGUUCACACGGGGGAGAAACCAUUCCUUUGCACUGUUUGCAGCAAAGGAUUUUCCCAACAAAUUCACCUCAAGAGUCACAUGCGAGUUCAUACAGGAGAAAAACCGUUUGUUUGUAGUUUUUGUGGGAAAGGGUUUUCCCGGCAGGAUCUUUUAAAGAGUCACAUACGCGUUCACACUGGGGAGAAACCGUUUGUCUGCAAUGUUUGCAGCAAAGGAUUCUCCCAACAAAACCACCUGAAAAACCACAUGGGUUUUCACACCGCGACAUUUAGCUGUAACGACUGCGACAAACGCUUCGUAAAGGAGGACCAGUUGAAGCGACACGUGAGGCUUCAUACAGAGGGGAGGCCGUUCGGUUGCAAUGUUUGUAAAAGUAGGUUUUACAAAAGGUACCAUCUAGAAAAUCACAUGAGGAUCCAUUCAGGAGAGAAACCGUUUGUUUGUACUGUUUGCAGUAAAGCGUUUUCUCGAGAUGGGGAUCUUAAACGGCACAUGAUUGCUCACGAGGGCGGGAACUAAGAAAUGUCUGGGGUUUUAAGAUUAGUCUCUAAUUGAACCCAUUUAGCUUCCUCAUAGGUUGAUACCUCUGGGCCUGAGGCGGUUUUCACUAUCAAAGUAUGUCAACGUUUUUGAAAAUUGUUCUUUUAAGAUAUAACUUUAGAGACUUUUUACUGAAUGCCUCAGAAAAUGAAGGUAGAGGAGUUAAUUCCUGGAUAUAGGAUUUUUGCUGCUCUCUUCCUCAAAUAUUAAGAAACAUCAAUAUUGUGAGUAAUAUUGUGAGCUUUUUGAACCCUCAGUGUUUCUCUGUGAAGAUCGAAACAAAGCAGGGGAUCCUAUUCUGCAAAAUAUCUGAGUUAAUUUAAAAACGAAAUAAAAUAAAAAAAAUUUCCAGCAGUAACACUUGACAGUUUUAUAACUGCAUCCAUUUUUCAUACAAUCUUUUCAAACAA
This is a messenger RNA of Cyprinodon tularosa, 1887 nucleotides long. Its product is annotated as gastrula zinc finger protein XlCGF57.1-like. The record is from RefSeq and is a predicted model, not a curated record. Lineage: Eukaryota; Metazoa; Chordata; Actinopteri; Cyprinodontiformes; Cyprinodontidae. The transcript is spliced from 3 exons. Bases 218 to 1456 code for a protein of 412 amino acids.